Molecule: messenger RNA, 3910 nt
Organism: Hemibagrus wyckioides
Lineage: Eukaryota; Metazoa; Chordata; Actinopteri; Siluriformes; Bagridae
Gene: c1galt1lb
Product: core 1 synthase, glycoprotein-N-acetylgalactosamine 3-beta-galactosyltransferase 1, like b
Exons: 4
Coding region: 492-1607 (371 amino acids)
Cellular component (GO): membrane
Molecular function (GO): N-acetylgalactosaminide beta-1,3-galactosyltransferase activity
Source: RefSeq, a predicted model, not a curated record
CUCAGGUGGCUCUCUCAGUGUGGAAGUUGGUGUGGAAGUUGUGCGCGAGACGAGCUCCAGACGAGCAGCUUACGGAAGUUCUUCUUUUUCUUUUUUUCUUUUACAGUUUUAUUACAUUUUUUUUACAUUGCGAGGCAAAAGCGUUACCAUGGAGACGUGUGGCGUCUCUUUCAGGCGCAUUUUAUCCUGAAAUCAGACGCUUUUUAACUAGCAAAGCUACAUUGUGCUAACGUCCAGCUCGCGAACUCGCAACGUCAGAGAGGUGGAGGAGUGACAUUUCAUUUUGUUUAAUUAUCAUUAUCAUCUUUAUUAUUUUUAGUUUUAAUAAGAAGUUCAGACCUGCAGUGAGAGUCAUCACCCGGUGAUGUUCUGCUGGACUUCCACAGCAGGCUGGAGCUCUGAGGAAGCUUCCGCGUGAGAUGGACGUGGACGUCACGCGCUCCGUCCUCGAGCUUCACUGACCAUCAACCGAGCGUCAGCGUGUGGUGAAAAUGGUGAAAAUGUUCCAGAUGAAGGGGCUCUGCUCUCGCUCCUCCUUCUACGUGGGCUUCCUGGUGGGUACGUGUUCUCUGUACGUCAUCCUGCAGCAGGCCUGGUACUCACAGAUCUUCUACCCACAAUCCGAUGAGGCGGACCUGAGGAGGCUGGAGGAGGAGCAAAAGAACUGGAAGAAGGAGAAGUCGGCGCUGUUUAACAUCAACCACCCGCACCACAUCGGUGAGGACAGCGGCCUGGCGGAUUCCCUGUACAAGCGUGUCCGUAUCCUGUGUUGGGUGAUGACGGGUCCCAGUAACCUGGAGAAGAAAGCUCGUCACGUGAAGGCCACGUGGAGUCGUCACUGUAACAUCGUGGUGUUCAUGAGCUCGGUGGAUGACCCGGACUUCCCCACCGUCGGACUCAACACCAAGGAGGGCCGUGACCAGCUGUACUGGAAAACCAUCAAGGCCUUCCACUACGUUAUGGAGAAGCACGCCGACGACGCCGACUGGUUCCUCAAAGCUGACGACGACACCUACGUGGUGGUGGACAACCUGCGUUGGGUGCUGGCCAACCACUCGCCGGACGAACCCGUGUACUUCGGACGUCGCUUCAAGCCCUACAUCAAACAGGGCUACAUGAGCGGCGGCGCCGGAUACGUGCUGAGCCGAGAGGCGCUCAAGAGGUUUGUGGAGGGCUUUCGCACCAAAACGUGCACUCACACAUCCUCGGUGGAGGACCUCGCCCUGGGACAGUGCAUGGAGAAAGUGGGUGUGGUCGCUGGAGAUUCCCGGGACACGCUCCAGAGAGAGACAUUCCAUCCCUUCGUUCCGGAUCAGCACCUCACUGCCAAGUUCCCCAAGAGCUUCUGGUACUGGAAGUACUGCUACUACCCCAUCGUCGAGGGUCCUAAUUGCUGCUCAGACCUGGCCGUAUCGUUCCACUACGUGAAUGCUCAGACCAUGUACCUGCUGGAAUAUUACACCUACCACCUGCGUGCCUUCGGGUAUCAUUACCGUUACCGGCCCCCGGAGCCCAACCCCGUCCCGCCCUCUCAGCAGGAGCAGAAACAUGAUGCCAAGCUACAGGAAGCAGAGAAACAACCUGAACAUGAACACAACAAGAUCUAGAAGAUAAAUCUUUCAGUUUCGGAUCGUUUUCUGGACUCCUGGAAUUUCUUUAGUAUUUUUUUUAAUUGGGGAGGGAAGAGUAUGGUAUUUUCUGGUGUUUCUCUUUUUUUCAUGUACAUGAUUCUGGUAUUAAGUCUUGAGUUACAUAUAAGUGUGUGUGUGUGUGUGUGUGUGUGUGUGUGUGUGUGUGUGUAGGGGGUGAUGUUAUAGCUACAUCAACUUCACUUCCUGAUCUUAUAAAACAUGUUUACUGAAUGCUGACAGCUUAAGUAUGUAUAGUGCCUCUACAGGGGUGUGUGUGUGUGAGAGAGAGAGAGUGUGUCUGUGAGUCUUGGGUGUGUGUAGGCUCAUUCCCAAUGCCUUGUUAAAACUCUAGACCAAAUGAACAUACUCCCCCAUGACAUUUUAUUUAAAACAGAUCCUGUGGGCGGAGCUACAGACGAGCUCGGGUUGUGAUGUCGCAAAGUUAUUGACCGAUCGUUUGCAGGCUCAGAGCUGGACUCUGUAAACGUGGGCUUUAGCUGAUGUAACUGAAGGAGGGUAGUAGGUGUCAUGGUUGUCAUGUUCUGACAGACGUGAGCUAGCGCUGGGCGAACUGGCUAGUCGAGGCAGCGGUAUGUUUAGCUUGGUGACUGGGAUCACAUUUUCUGAUUUGCAUAUUCAUGAAUAUUUAUGUGUCUCAGAGUCCCUGGUAUUUUCCUGUGAGUUAAAUGUCAUGUAAUUUUUGUGUUUAUUCCAUUGAACUUGAACCAAGUGUUUUGGAACUUUUUGAUACCCAUUAGCACUUUGAGUGCAGGAUAAACGGAGGUGUUAGCGCUGAUGGAGCCGCUGUCGUAGGUGUAACAGGACCGUGAGGUGGAUAGUGUAGUGUUAUGGUGAAGUCACUGUGAGCAGGUGGACGAGGUGAUCCUGCUGAAGCUCUGCUCCUGCUCCUCUACUAUACACCUCCUUACACACACCUCCUGCACAGCCAUGCUAAUCUCUCUCCUCUGGACGUGCAGCAUGUGAUGAAAAGCGUAGAUUUAGAGAGAGGUGUAAAAGAACAUCAUCUCACUGCUUUUUAUUCAUUUUAAAAGUAUUAAAGGUUUAAUAGUUCAAAAAAUUUGUGAAUCCUCUGUGGUCAACCACACACUCUUCUCAAACACACCCCUUAUCAGCCCGGCCCUUUCUUAAACACACCCCUUUCUUAGCCACAGGCACUUUCUCAAACAUGCCUUUUCGCAGCCAGACCCCCUUCUCAAACAUGCCCUCUUCUCUGCCAUGCCCCACUAAUGAGCAGCUGGCUGUGGUUUGGGCUUCAGGGCAGAUGUGUUGAAGUUAAAGUUUAUUUACAUGUUUGUAUGAGUCAGGUGAGAGAGGAAAAUUUUCCCAGAACUAUUUGAAUAGAUUUUAUCGUUUUAAUCUUUUAACUUGUCGCUGGAGUAAAAAGUAGAUCCGGUUAUUUUAGACACACUCCUGAAGCUUCAGUCAUAUCCAUACACCGUCCAUCACACACACGUCACAUGGAUCUUCCAUCUGGGUCACGUUUCUGCUCCAACACCUUUAACUGAUCACCCCCCCCCCCCGGUCCUUCAGCUGAAGUGAAGACCAAAUUGUCCACUUUACACUCGCAGACCGUGAAGAGAGAUUAGAAAAAACUCUGGAGUUCAUCUUUGAUGCUGAAUUCCAGAGUCAGAGCUGAUGAUGGUGAUGCAGGAGGAGGAGUGAUGUCCUGAGAAUGUAUUUUCCUCAUGAACAGAUCAUUACCCGAGACAUUCGAGUCUGAUUAAUACACAGACUCUGACUCCAAUUAACCUUGAAGUGAUUCAAUUUGUUGCUAUGGAAACCAAAUCGGUGUUGUUCCUGAUGGAGUACAAUCAGUAACAGUGAGUGUUUUGUUUUAGUUAUUUUUAACUUAUUUUAUUUUUUAUGAAGGUUAUUCAGUUAUUCCUGAAGUCUUUUGUACUAUUUGCAUAAUCAUUCUGGGUAUUUUUCUUUUUUUUUUAUUUUGUUUGUUUUUAUUUUUUACUUUUUUAAGAACAUGUCUGCGCUGAAAUGGUGAAAGUGUUUAUCAUAUGUAAAAAAAAAAUCAGAUUGUAUUCGCUGUUUUGAUUUCUGACCUUUGGGAUCAGAGUGUGUGUGAAGAGUGAUGUUAAGAUUUCAUCACUCCGUAUUAAUAUUUUCGUAUAUCUAAAGAGGUGUGUGUGUGUGUGAGAGAGAGAGAGGAAAGAAAAUUCUGUACAGUAAAUUUACAGCAGUCUCUAUUUAUAGAUUCAGAAUAAAAAUCACUGAGGUACAAACUAUUUAAUAAAGACUUAUUUUAC